This is a messenger RNA of Penicillium egyptiacum, 2325 nucleotides long. The record is from the annotation of a GenBank genome assembly. Lineage: Eukaryota; Fungi; Ascomycota; Eurotiomycetes; Eurotiales; Aspergillaceae.
AUGCGUUCUUCUCUCGUUCUGCUCGCCGGUCUGGCGGGCUCUGCUCUCGCCUACCCUGCCGAUAUGGCUGUUGAGCGCCGUACCCUGGGGCUCCUUGGUGAGCUCCUUGGCGACAUCACUGUCGACGUGACUUCUAUCCUUGGUGCCGUCCUCGGCGGCCACUCCUCCGUUGAACUCCUAGCUGGUCUGGGUGCUGAGGGUGCUGCCGCCCUCCAGGGAGGUGCUCUCGGCUGCAAGUCCGGUGUCAUCGACCACAAGGCGAAGGCGGCCCUCAAAGUUUGGUUGCUCUUCCACGCCAACCUCGACCUCUCACUCAAGAAGUCCCUGAUCUCGUGGUGUGAGGGUAACGACGAGCUCGUCCUCUCCGAGGAUGUCCUGGCUGCUCUGUCCGUUUACAUCCCCGGAUGUGCCGAUAUCGCUGCCAAGGGCCAGCUUUACGUGACUAUCGACGGUAUUUUUGAGGCUGCCAGCCUCGAGUCCGCUCUCGUCCUGAGUGUUGGUGCUCAGGCUUCUCUUUCCGCCUGGAUCGAGGCUAAGCUUGAUCUUGAUGUUGCUGUCAAGCUCGGUCUGAACGUCUGCGCUGCUGGUGGUGUUGUCGGCAGUCUGUCGGCUGACAUCAAGGCCGCCCUCCUCGCUUGGAUCGACAGCAAGGAGUGUGACCUCAGCGCUCACCUCAAGGUUUCGGUCCUUGCCUGGAUCAAUGGUCAUGCUGGUGGUGACCUUGUCGAAAUUGGUGCUCUUGCUGACACUGCUCUUUCUACCAUCUCCGUCGGUGCUUCCGUCGGCGUGCACGUCCUGGAGUCUGGCAUUCUGUCUGUUGGCGGCCAGGCCUCCCUCUCGGCCUUCCUGGGCGUUGAUCUCGCCGCUGAUCUCGCUGCUGAUGUCAAGCUGGCUCUCGAGGCAUGCGCUAAGGGCGAGCUCGCCACCGCUGUGGACCUUGACAUUCGCACCAAGCUCGCCAUCUGGCUCACCAGCGCCGACUGCUCUCUGGGCGUUGAGCUUAAGGCUGUCGUCCUUCUUUGGCUGUCCUUCGGUGUCGAGGCUAAUGUCUCCGCUGCUGUCGACCUUGUUGGCGGCCUCCUCGGUGGUGUCACCGGUCUUCUGACCAACACCCUCGCCGAUCUCAGCGUUGACCUCCGUGGUGCCCUUUCCGUCUGCGCUGCCGGCGGUAGCCUCCUUGACCUGACCUUGAGCGCCCGUGCUGAGCUCGCUGCCUUCCUCAGUGGCUGCACUUCCAUUGACAUCGAUGUCAGCAUCCAGAUCAUCAUCAUCCAGUGGUUCACCGGCUGCAGCAUCCCUGGUGCUCCCUCUGCCCCUGCCUCGUCUUCAGUUCCCAGCCUUCCCUCCAGCACCCCCUACGUGUCCAGCACCUCCGCUGUGCCUUCCGGUCCCGAUGCCUCCGUCUCUGUCCCCGCCGGCACCCCCGUCCCCAGCGGCCCUGCUCCCUCCGCCUCCGUCUCUGUCCCCGCCGGCACCCCCGUCCCCAGCGGCCCUGCUCCCUCCGGCCCCGACGCCACCAGCACCCCCUGUGAUACCGAGACUUCGGAGAUUGUCCGCUCUACUGUGAUCCCCGGCCCCAACGGCUCCGGUUCUGUCACUGUCACCGUCCCUGCCGCCACCGGAACCGCCCCUGCUGAGACCCCCUCAGGCGUUGCUCCUACCGGCACCCCCAUCCCCAGUGGCCCUGCUCCCUCCGGCCCCGAUGCCACCUCCACCCCAUGUGACACCGAGACCUCGCAGAUUAUCAGCUCCACUGUGAUUCCCGGUGGCCCCGAAGAGUCUGGCUCCAAGACCGUCUCCGUCCCUGCCGUGCCUUCCGGCACCGGCCCUGCUGAGACUCCCUCCGGCGUUGCUCCCUCCGGCACCCCUGUCGCCAGCGGCCCCGCUCCUUCUGGACCUGCCCCUAGUGGCCCUGCUGCCAGCACUCCCUGCGACACCGAGACCUCCGCUAUCGUGAGCUCAACCGUGAUUCCCGGUGUCCCAGUUCCUUCCGGCCCUGCUGCCAGCACUCCCUGCGAUACCGAGACCUCCGCGAUUGUCACCUCAACCGUGAUCCCCGGUGUCCCAGCUCCUUCCGGCCCUGCUGAGACUCCCUCCGGCGUUGCUCCCACCGGCACUCCUGUCGCUAGCGUUCCCUGUGACACCGAGACCUCCGCGAUCGUCAGCUCGACCGUCAUCCCCGGUGUCCCAGCCCCCUCCGGCCCCGCUCCAUCUGCCCCAGCCCCUACCAGCCCUCCCGCCGUGCCCUCCGCUGGUGGUGACUCUGGCUCUGAUAAUGUUACCGUCACCAAAACUGUGACUGCCACCGUCUGCGGCUGCGAGUAA